Messenger RNA from Podarcis lilfordi (Lilford's wall lizard), 15692 nucleotides. Lineage: Eukaryota; Metazoa; Chordata; Lepidosauria; Squamata; Lacertidae. The record is from the annotation of a GenBank genome assembly.
CCUCCGCCCGGGUUGAAACUGCCUUGCGCUCUGCGGGCGUCUUAUAUAGUCCGUUUCAAACUCACCAUGAGAAUCUCGGGAGCUUCCCAUCUCUCUCCAGGUCUGCCUUGCCCCCGAUUGCAGCGUCUCUCGCAGCGAGCGGGGGCGAGGACGCGCUAUUUUGCAGCCUGAAAAAGAGGGGAAGGAAGAGAAAGCGGGGGAUUCCUUGCGAGGAGCCAGAAGCAAGCCGGCAGAGGGAGGAGAUGGAUGGUGGGGAGACUCGGGCGUUCCUAACUCCGCCAGCACGUUCCAGGAUGGUGCUCCAAAAGAAUUCCUUCCCCUACAUCUGAUUCUUCUCCUCUCCUGCUUCUUUGCCCAGGAGUUAGAGACCUUAAGAUGUCUUUGGCGUUGGGGCUCCUGGGCUUAGUUCUUCUGCAUAUAGCCCUUUGCAAUUACUCAGAAGAUCAGUGUAGCUGGAGGGGGAGGUAGGUAUUAAUUACGAACAAAUUUCUUGCCUUCAAAACGUGUAGUCGAAAAGUGAUGCUGUUUGACCUUCAUUCAUCCGCAGAGGUUUUUCCUUCUCUCUUCGAAAUACUGGGUUGUGUAGGUUCUUCAAACCUGCUGUGUUCCAUGCUAGCAGCUAGAGUUUAGAAUGAGUCCUGGUAAGCAUUAAGGGAGUCAGUGGUGCAACAGCAAUUCAAGGAGACAGGCAGAAAAAGAAAUUAGAUUUUGGAUGCGGAAGCGGUGCAGGGUGUGAGUCACGGGCUUGUCUAGCCAACUAAGUUUUACACAGAGUAGACCCAUCAAAAUGAAUGGGCCUAAGUGAGCCAGGCUCAUUAACUUCAGUGGCGUCUACUCUGAGUUAGAACCAACAGUGGCUACAAUCCACAGCUUCUUAUAAAGAGUAGGGUCAAAUUCCCUUCAGGGUUUUGCAAAGCGAGCUGGUGAUGGGUCUCCUUAACUGGGCCUUUUAUGUUGCAAAACCAUGUCCUGGGGUUGGUUUGGCAUCCUCCUUAACUGAUUGAUUUUAGCUUUUUCAUGGAAUUACAAUGGGACUUGGCUGCUGGUUAUUGUUGUCCCCCACCCCCACCCCACAAGUGGAGAUUGGGAGUGCAAUUCUAUAUGUGCAUACUCAAAAAUAUGACUUACUGAGUUCAGUGGAAAAGGAUUGCUGCCUAACUUGUUCUGAUAUUUUAUGGAUAAGAGAGAGAGAGAAGUAUCGGAAUGUCCUACUGUUCUUUGACAAUGGUUUACCAGAAAGACAAGUGAGGUCAUACUUAUUUGAGAGUUUAACUUUCCUCCUGGCUUAGUAAACAUUGAUUGCCCUAAACCAUCCUUGUUCACGGACCAUAAUUCUGGUCUUCUGCUAGGGACGCCUAACUUAUACUGGCUGAAACUGAUUGAGUGAUUUUGUGGACUCUCUUAGGAUGGUGCUUGUCAUUUGAAUCUUAUCAGUACUGCAAAAUAAAAAGUACUGUAAAAUAGGAGAAAAACUUCUGCCUGAGGAUUGCUAAAUUGGCUCAGUUGGUAGAGCAUGACACUGUUAAGCUCAGGGUUGUACGUUUGAGCCCCAUGUUGGGCCAAAGAUUGCUGCAUUACAGGGGUUUGAACUAGAUAGCCCUCAUGGUUCCUUCCAACUCUGCAAUUGUAUGAUUAGCUAGAGGCAUCAUUUUAGUGUGCUACAAGUUUUUCUUCACUUUCCGAACAACUGAUUAAAUAGGGCAGCCCUUUUUGCAACGUGUGCUGCAGUAGCAAACCGAAUCCAUAAAGAUUUCUGGAUUUGGCACCAGAAAGGCUUAGUUUGUUUUUUAAUAUUAUAUCCAACCUUUCUAUAAUUGAAGCUGGUUUGUGACACUAGUUGCUAUGCUGGUGUCCAGAAUGCUGGCCACACUUCAGGGCAUGGCAUGCCUAGAUUGAGAUGCAGGGGGUCAUAAGAACAGCUGCGCUGGACCAAAGCCUGUGCUUUAGAAAAUAAUAAUAAUUUGACAAGCUGUGUGGCUGGAGGCAAUGGUACAACUAGGUAAUUUUAGAUGGUGGGAUUUAUGGUCCUAAAUCCCUAUCGCCCCACCCCCAGUAAUGGGUUUUCCUUCGCUUCCAUCAAAAUGUGUCGAGCCAGCCCUCUUGCAUUCCAGGGCCCUGUUUCUUAUUCUGCUGAGUUGGGGCCCCACCAUAGAAUCAUAGAAAUGUAGAGUUGGAAGGGGACCCCCAGGGUCAUCUAGUCCAGCCCCCUGUGAUCCAGGAAUCCUGCCCACAGACAUCCCUGGGUGGGCUUGAACCACCAAACUUUUGAUGAACAGGAAAGCGCACUGACCCAUUCCACCACGGGAUCCUCUGCCCUAAAGUCCUGUCCUAAUGGCACCACUGGCUAGAGGAGAAAACAUUGGCGUUAGACUGAAUGCUUCUGAGCUAGUGUGGCUUGUGGGACUCAAAAUGUUUCUGAUACCUGAACAUGGUGGCUAUGCGAUUCCUCCACAGUUGGAGGUAGUAAUGUGUCUGAAUGCCACUUGCUGGAAACUGCAGGAGGGGACAGUGCUUUUGGGCUUGGGUCCUUCUUGCGGCUGUCUCACAGUCAUCUGUUUGGCCACCAUGAGAACAGGAUGUUGGACUAGAUGGGCCAUUGGAUUGAUGCAGCAGGGUCCUUUUGCUGUCUUAUACUGAGUCAGACCACUAGUCCAUCUAGGCCAGGCAUGUCCUAAGUCCAUAUUGGGGUAAAAUUCUACAAACAAACUUCAGUCCUAAAAAAAAAAAACACCUCAACAACUUCGGGGUAAAAUCAUAAAAAGCUCAACAACUUUGGUCGGCCUUCACGCUUGUUUGGCCCUCUUUGAAAAUAGUUUGGGCACCCCGAUCUAGGCUGAUGUUUUCUAGACUGACGGGCAGCAGCUCUCCAGGGUUUCAGACAGGGAUUGGCCCUGGGCCCUUCUGCAUGCAAAGCAGAGGCUCUACCACUGAGCUACGGCGCUUCCCCAUUUCAAAAAGCAACAAAAGAACACGUCAUACUUCCUUUGUGUAGAAUGCUGAAAUGUGACGCAGCGAUGGUGGGGUAGGCUGGAGGGAAGGAGGCAACGCCUGUGUAUGGCGACUUACAGGACAUCAUCAUAUCGAGCAGAGACAGUGAGAAGUUAAUGCAGAGAUUGGAGCAUGGCUGGCUUGGCCAGUUUAGCCUCCUCUCUAUGACAGCCCCUUGUGGCAUUCAUUACAGUGGCCGAGCUGAGAAAUACUGGAGAUUUGGUUUUAUUGCACGUUUCAUCUUAAAUGGUAACCUUGCACUUGAAAUGCGCUUAGAGAAUGUAUUGACAGUUUGCAUUGGAAUUAUCAUAAAUUCACCAUCAUUUAUUUCCUUCCCACGUAAUUUAGUAUAGUUGUAUCCUGUGGGAAAUGCAAGAAAGAAUGACAACAUUGUUAGGUUGUGUGGGGGCUUUGAAAGCUGGUGGGUUUUUUUAAAAGUCUCACUAAACAGACCAUGCUGGGUUUGUUGAGCAAAUGCUCUGUUACAAUUUCCCCUCUUUUAGCAGCUGUUCCCCGUGGGAGGUGGGGCAGUCCAGGCCCUUGCUACCUUAUAGAGCAAAGGUUGCUGCUGCAGCUCAGCUGAAUCAAUUCAGCUGUUGAGCCACAGACAGCUGACCAUAGUUGCUGUGUGUCUUAUUAUUAUUAUUUUCAUCGUUAUUACACAAUCACUGAGCAUAACACUUUUUAGGGAGUGCAGGCGGACAAGUCUCCAUCCUGAUGGGUUUAUGAUUCAAAAUGCAACGUAGGGAAAACAUCAGAGGAAGGGGAGUCAGGACAAGCGAGGGCCCCUCCAGACUGGUGCUUUAUUGCGGGUGUAUUCUGCAACAUUUGUAUGUUUACAUUUGCAAACUGCACUGAACCCUUUAGAUCGUAUUGAAGGCAUAGUUUUAUAGGUCUUUUUAUAUUAAAAUAAUUGAACUCAGAAACUUGUAUUUUUCCAGGGUUGAUGACUGACCAGUAUUGAUUUAGAUUGCCCAGUAUAAUCUGACCCAGAGGUCUUUGACUAUGUACCAACCACUUCUCUUUUAAGCCUUAAAAUGAAGGAGGGGAGUAUAAAAAGGGGGGUGCUUGUUCCUCUCAUUAAUCCUGUAGGACAACUGUUCUUCCUCCUGUGUCCUUUGCAGAAUGUCCAAGAUGAAAAUGGGAGGCGGGGAGGUAUCUGCAGGCAAAGCAGCCUUUUGAAAAUAACCCACAGCUGCAGGGCAGAAUAAUUUAGAUUGCAAGAGCUUUGAAGAAUUCAACCUUGUGGGUUAGUUCUACUCAGAGAAGACUCACAGAAAUUAGUGGGCAUGACUUAUUUAUGCACAUUCAUCUUAAUAGGUCUACCCUGAGUAAAACUUAGUUGGCUACACAAACCUUCUGUUUUCUGAGUAUUCUAUGAAUAUGAAUGAACCGUGUACUGCAGUCCAUGAACAGGAGAACCCUCAGACUUCAUUCAUAAAGAAGUGGCCCACUGUGUCUUCUAGCAUAAUGCGUUUGCUUUUGUGGGGCCUCUAGAGGGCAGCAUAACAGGGUUUUGGAGGGGCGUGUCGGGUGUGUGACACAGCUGCCGCAUCUGUUUCUCAGUGAUCUUGAUCCUUUGCAGAGCAGAUGAGUCACUUUUGCUGCAAACCCAUGGAGAUUAACGGACAGGUCUAACUUAGGCUCAGGGUAACUGAAUCUCCUCUGAGUUAAACUUCAUUGUGUUAUAACCAUAAGAAGGAAGAGUGGCAGGAACCUUCAACUUACCCGCAAAUGUUUAGCACCUAAGCCGCCAAACAGGUCACCAACUUCCUCCUUCUGCUGAGAUGUGUUUCUGUUUAAAGUAGAGUGAUUAUGUCUAAAUUUGCAUUUUUACAUAUACACUAGCACCAUACAUUUUUGGUGGUGGUGAAAAACAAAGUGCCAGUACUCCUAUAUCUAUAAAAUUGCUGUGGGUGCCAGCACAAAAUGGCUGCCAUGGGCAGCGGGAAAAAGAGGUGACUGUGCUCCGUACCGGUGAAGAUAACCACAAAAAAGCUAUUGCAUUAGCAUAUUUAAAGUUUGUACAAAUCUGUGUCUUUUGUCAUUUUUUGUGAUGCAUUUCAUCCGUUUUGACAAAGAGUAAGGGGCAACUCUAACUGGGGAGAGAAGAGCAAUCUGAACAGGUGUUAAUGAUGCAGAGGCAAGCUCUGAGAAUGUGGUUGAGAAAUACAAUGGGACUCAUUAUUGGCCACUGUGUCUCCCUGAGAGCCAGGGCCAGCUCUGACAUUAGUUAGGUGCUGGAGAACAGCAGCAAUAGUCAGGGGUGGCCCAAUAAAUCUUGCUGCUUACAGCAAUGGACCAGAUGCUGCUGUUGCCACUCCAUGCCAUACACCACUGCAGGACAGCCCAGGAUGUUUGGUUGCUCCAGGAAAAACUGGAAAAGCCACCACCCUGCCUCUUCCUCCUCUCUGGAGGCACCAUUGCCUGGAGGCAGCCCAGGGAUUAAAAAGAGGCUGGAAUGGAGCGCGUGGCACAGCAGCGGCACCCCUCUCAGCUGUCUGUAGGCUGCCCCAGUGUGCCUCAUGGGUGGGCUGACCCUGGUCCACUGCAAUGGCCAUUGCUGAUGGGUAGACAUUUUUUCACACCUGGGAGCAGCAGACUAGCUUGGGAGGGUGCUAUGCAACGCACACAGCUCUGUUCUCCAAUGUCUCACCUCUCACACCCUUUCAAACCUCCCUUCUCAGCCCUAACUUGCCUCUUUGCUGAUAUUCUUAUGAUACCAGUUGCUGCCUUCUUCCUGACUGAUGUAUGUCCUGACUUUCUUGGGAACAGAUGAAACUGCCCCGGCUUCCUUGUUAUACUAACUCCAUUCCACUAUCCCUUGCAGUGGUCUGUCGCAGGAAUCGGGCAGCGUGGAACAGAUCUCCUUGCACUGCGCUGAGGGAUCCCUGGAGUGGCUAUACCCAGCGGGAGCCUUGCGCCUAAGCCUUUUCCCCCGCCUUCCCACAGGCACCACCGGCAGAGAGAACCCCAGGCGGGUGACAGCCUGCAUCAAGUCCUCCAACAGCUUCCGAGGAGCUCAGAUUUACUUAGAGAGGGACGGUGUCUUGGAGCUCCUCCUCUCGGAGGCCGACGCUACCUUGCAGCCCAAGGUGCGCUGUUUUAGCUGGCUGCCCAAGGAGAAGGUUGCCUUGUUCCUCCAGUCCACCUUGCACCAGGACAUCAGCCGCCGGAUCGCUGCCUUCCGCUACGAGCUGCGGGGUGACUGGAACUCCCGCUUCUCGUGGCCGUCCAGAAACCUCAGCAUGGAAGGUAAAGUUCUUUUGGCUUUCAUGGCUGGGUUUGGAGGGAACAUUUUUGAUGCAUCCGUGGUAGUAUUUUCUCAAGCUUUUCUCUUCUAACUUAUCACACCCAGAAACCAUCUUCUCCACAUGUGAGCAUGGAGAGACCAAGACCAAGAAUCCAUUUAGCCAUGCCAAAUCAUGGCUUGUACGAAGCGUGGUUUAGAACCCAAACCAUGGUUUGAGCUUCCAAACAUAUAGGCAACCCAUGGUUUACUGUUGUUUUACCAUCUCACCAAUUCCAUUUCCAUGGUGUGUGGGGGUGUAACUUUGUCAAUUUAGCCAUCAUGCCAAAACAGAGUUAAGCCUCCUUAAACAUGAUUUGAUAUAAUUGUGGAUUCAGUUUAAAAUAAAUGUGACCCCUUCCCUUUCAUAAAACUGUACAGGGAAAUGUCAGAGGGACCCUUCCUCUCUCCCGCCUCCAGAUCAGGGUAGGAUUACAGGGCAGUAGGUAUAUGCCCAUUUUCAGAAAUCUAACAUAGACCAAGGAAGUUCUGCUGCUGGGGGGCAUUCAAUUCACCCAAUUCCUUGGACCUUGGGACCCCCAAACUCCAAACUGGUUCUGCUUUUUUUCAAGAGGAAAAUAAGUUAAAGGACAAACAACUCUGAAGUAAAGCAGUUUGGUAUAGUUCCUUAACCUUUACUUAUGGAACCCCCACAUUCAAAGCAUGAGACUUUUAAUCUCAGGGUUGUGGGUUAGAAUCCCAGAUUGGGCAAAAGGUUCCUGCGUUGCAGGUUGGACUAGACGACCCUUGUGGUCCCUUCCAACUCUUUGAUUCUGUGAAAGAUGGUAUUCCUCUGAAUACAAGAUUCGGGAGAGGGCCAGGGUCAGCAUAAUCAGCCUUCCUCCCUGUUGCUGGCUGUUCACCUGCCUUCUGCCAAAUGAGCAGUGAAAAAGGCAAGGGAAUAGGACCAGCAUCCUCUUAGCUGGCUCUUUCCCUCUGCCUUGCAGUAAUGCAGAUUUGGCCCAGAAGAAGAUAGCAAGCCAAUGGGCAGUGAUAGUGACACUGGCAAGGAGGGGCAAGGUUUUAGAUUUAGGUUUAUUAAAUGUGUAUAUUGCUUCUCACUAAAAGGUCCUGAAGCAAUAUACAAGUAAGUGAAAAAUACAGUAAUAAAUAUUCAAAAACAUAUUUAAAAGAAUAUAAUAAAAUGUAAUAGCAUUGGUGCUGCCAACAAUCCCCAGGAAAGGAAAUAUAUAUUUGCCUGGCGCUGCAGUGAUGCUAAGUUUGGGGCCAGGCAGGCCUCCCUAGGGAGAGCAUUCCAUACAGAAGGGCUUACUGCAGUGAAGGCUCUUUCUCUUGACACCACACUCUGUGCCUGGCUUGCAGGGAAGGGCUUUGGAUGAUGAUCUCAGGGGCCAGGCAGGCUCACCUAGGGGUCCCCCUGUAUAAGACUUUAUAGGUCAAAACUCGCUCAGGAUAUUUUGCCCAGGAUCCUUUGAAAUCUGAAGUUGACACUUGGGAGGUAGGGAUAGACAAAUAUGUCAAUUGCAGGCUUUCCCAGUACAAUUCCUCCCAUCUUAGCUCAGCUGGUAGAGCAUGUGACUCUUAAUCUCAGGGUCACGGGUUCAAGCCCCAUGUUGGGCAAACAAUUCCUGCAUUGCAGGGGUUUGGACUAAAUGAUGUUCAUGGUCACUUCCAACUCUACAAUUCUAUUAUUUCUACAUAAGCUUUUUUUUUAGUUCCCAUCCAUGAAGUUCUCCUAAUAUACACAUUUACUAUGCAAUCUGCCCUAAUAUACACAUCUUUGCAAACCAAUUUCCCCUAAUAUAAUGCAUUUCUCUAUAUUAUUUCCACUAAUAUAUGCAUUUUAUGCAUGCUUUACCCCAGUAUGUGCAUUUUUGCGCACAUUAUUUGGCUGGGGAAAUGCAUUGCAAAAUUUGGAGAAGCUCCCGUUUUGAAAGAUAGAUGUGUUUCGGUUUGCAUAUUGUUUUGGAAAAUGUACAUUACCUUUGAACAUGAACUGAAUUGAAUUCAUCCCCCAUCCCCAUUCAGGGAAGAAAAGAUCAAGGGAGGCUCAGUGCUCUCAAGCUCUAUUUCCAAGCUUUCCAGAAUCAUUUCCCUGGAUACUGCUAGGAACUGAAUCCUGGAACAGAUGAAUAUUUGCAUCAUAUUCUUAUGCCUAUUGUGUUACAAGUGGCACAUGCGUAGGAUCAUGAGCCACUGUGGUGUAGUGAUUAGAGUGCUGGAUUAGAGCGUGGGAGACCUGGGUUCAAAUCCCUACUCAGCCAUGAAGCUCGCUGGGCCAGUCAUUGCCUCUCAGCCUAACCUAGCACACAGGGUUGCCUUGAGCUCCUUGAAGGAAAAGGAGGCUAUAAAUGUAAAAUUAAACAAAAUAAAUAAGGAAGAAACAUGACGUUCAGGGCUAUUAUAGGUCCUGCUGGAAAGAAAGAGUGCAUGUAGCUGGGGCUGUUUGCUUUUUCCUUGGUGUGGAAAUAAGGUUGCCACACAACCAGAAAAUUUAUGUCCUGAUUAGAAUGGUGUCCUUUUUAGCCUGUGUGAAGAAGCUUUUUCAGCCCUGGGGCUGCAUUCCCUCGUGGUCAACUUUCCGGGGGCCACAUUUCAGUGCUGGGUGGGGCCGGGGCAAAAGUCUGUGGGACGAUGGAUGUGACUCAUUCACUUGCGCAGUGCCUUAGCCCAAUCCAAGAGUUGGUUCAGCAAUUCCAGGCUCAAACAGCACACUGGGCUUUCUCCAGGCAGGCAAGAAAGCAUUCCUUUCACAAAGCAACAGCUUUCUAUAAUGGUCAGAGUACUAUGACUCAUAUAUCCUUUAAAAAGAAGAAGAAGUCUUUCCCUACUUGGGGUAAAGGAACUCUGCACAUGCUCUGAGGCACCCUGAUGCUAGAGCAUUUGCAAACCAAACAUGGAAACAGUCUUAAUUUGCUUCCCAGGCUUAGGAAAGCGGAAACUCCUUUUGCUGUCGUUGCAUUUCAAGGACUCCGAAUGCUGUGUGGGCCUCCCUCACGGCAAGGGGAGGAGGUGGGCAAGUAACCCAAGCCGUCCGGAGUGUGCUCAGCAAUCGAAAACACAAGGCCGAAGAAGGAACAUCUAAUCGGCCUCAUCUCUGAGCUAACAAAAGUCCAGUGUGCGGCAGCUCGUAGCGGAGUCACCCGCCAAGACGUUCAGCUGCAUCUCAGAUAAGGCCUGAACAUGGUUACCAUAGCAACCCUAGGCAUUCUCCCCAACUGGGGAAUGGCUUUUUUUUUUUUUUAAUACUUUUUACUAGGCUUUGUCUUGAGAAAUGUUGGCACCUAGGGAACAGCCCAGCCCAGAGUUAGGCCCACUUGAGGCCUACCAGCUUAGCUCUCUAAUGCCAAUGGGAUUGUGCCCAGAGGGCAUCUUAGGAAAAUAGGAGGCUGCCUUCUACCAAGGCAGGCCAUUUUGUCAGGCCUAUUUCUUUAUUACAUUUCUAUCCCGCCUUUUCCUUCAAGGAGUUCAAGGCGGUACACAUGGUUCUCCCUUCCCCCAUUUUAUCCUUGCAACAACCCUGUGAGGUAGAUUAGACUAAGAAGCUGACUAAUUUCAAGCAACCUUCUACAGGUACUUAAACCUAAGAAGAUCAAUUAGUUGGAGCGUGGUGCUCAUAAUGCCAAAAUUUCUAUUUUGUUUGGCUGUAAAUCUUAACUCUUAUGAAGUAUAUUCUUUCCAUUAAACACUAGGAGCAGAAGGGGAAGCUUAAAGCUAAACCUUUUAGUUUAGGGUUUUUAAUGUUUCAUAUCUAUCUGUCUAUCUAUAUCUAGUUAUGGAAAAUGAGAAUUUAUGUUGAGUUAAUUUUGUUUAUAGAAUUUAGGUUUAAAAAACACCCCACCUCUGCAUAUGCCAACUUGACAUUUAAUACAUGAAGAGUUUGAAAACUCGCAACAACCCUGUGAGGCAGGUUAGGCUGAGAGGCAGUGGCUGGCCCAAGGUCACCCAUUGAGCUUCAUGGCUGAGUAACUGUGAAAGCCUCAUCUCCCAGCUUUUAGCCCAACUCUCUAACCACAACACCCCUCCUGAUCAAGAAUGAGGAAACUGUGGCCCUCCAGAUCUUGAUGGGAGUCAGUCUGAAUGGUCAACAGCCAGCGAUGAUGGGAAUUGCAAUUCAACAACUUCAGGAGGGCCACUGGUUCCUCACAUGUUGUCUGGCAGUGGCUUUCAAGGCAUUUGGUCCGGGAAUCUUUCCCAGCUCUUCCUGCUCAGCAGAGAAGCCCCACAUAGAGCUCAUUGCAGGAAUCCAGUCUUGAAGUAACCAGUGCAUGAACUGCUGUGGCCAGGUUUUCCCAGUCCAGGAGCAGUUGAUGAUAUUGUACCAGUCACAGCUGAUAAAUGAUGCCUCUAGCCACAGAGGCUGAGUCUCUAGUGUCAAAGAUGAAUAGAGUGUACCAGCCACUUUCCAUAUUUUCACCUGGCCCAAACAUGCCCUGGACUGCUAUUUCUCCUUCCCCUCCAUAGAUGAAGCAAACUUUUCACGAUGCCUUUCUACGCUUUACUUCUGCCUCCCCUCAUUCUCCACAUCCCUUCUCUAAAGAAGAACAAUUGGCAUGAACUCAGUUUGAGUGACUGUUUCUUUUUUUCUCUUUGGAAGAUGCAGGGAGCUGCCGUCCGUGUAACAACACUGAGAUUCUGAUGGCCGUUUGCACUAGUGAUUUUGGUGAGUACAUCUUCCUCAACGUCACGUUUUCCACUCCUCUCUUCAGCAUCGUAAAUUGAAGCUGCCUUAUACUGAGUCAUUGGUCCAUCUAGCUCAGUAUUGCCCACACUGACUGGUAGCAGCCGCUCAGGAUUUCAGACUUCUGGACUGCCCAGUUUGCUUAGCAAUCCUUAUUGCAUUCAUCAUUGCAACCAACCCUGUGAUUGUGAUUUACUUGCCUAAUGUUACCCAGGGACCCAGGCCUAAGAACUGUUAAUUGCACGGCUCUCUCUUUUGCUUUUUCCUUUUACAUGGGAAAAAAAUGCCAUAGAAAUCACUCUUAAUAAUGCGUGUGCAGCUGUGAAAGCUAAAGCCUGCCCUUCUGGAACUCUGUCCCUGAAUGCUGCUUAAGUAGCUAACCAGGAGCUGCCUGCCUGCCAGUCCGGGCUGAGGCACCAGCAGCCAGAGCUGCCCCCACAGAGCAACUCGCUCCCCAGCUGGGACGAUGUGGCCUUUCCAUUCUCCCCUUUAAAUGCCUGCACACUCAAGGCUGUCCGGCUCAGUGGGCAGUUGCCAAUUAUUGCCCCGCACGCUCUGCUAACCUCCAGAUUUGCAACCCUAAACAAUAGGAGAAGGGGGUCAGGGGGUCUGCUGGCUGCCCACUCCAAAGUUCCCAUGGCAACCAGGAAGUCAAACAGGAGAACAAGGGGAUUUGCCACGCCGGAUCAGAUCACGAGCCUGUCAGAAUGAUCUCGGAGGGGCUAAUUCUUGCUGAUUUGGAGGAAGCCAAAGGCACCUGCGUGCAAGCAGGCUAAUAGCUGGAUUCCUCUCCAUAAUUGGCUAGAUCUGACCAGUUAUAUUCAGCUGUAGCCUUAGAGCUGGGUGCCACUACAGAGCCACUUCUGUUGAUUGAUUUGGUUUUGUUUCCAUGCUGCCUUUCAGUGCAGGGACCGCCAGUGUGGCUGAGAAAAAUAAAAAUAAUAAAACAAGCCCAGCAGCAAUAAAGUACAGCAUUGAUUUAGAAAUGCCAACAAAUACAUAAAAGCCAAGCAAGCAAAACCAAACUGAAAUAACUGAUUUGUUUGUGGACAAAUGUAUGCCAAAACAAGUAAGUUUUGCUGUUUGCCUAAAGCAGGGAUGGGGGACCAAUAUCGGGUCCUGGGGCCAAGUGUGGCCCUCCAGGCAACUCUGUCUGGCCCUCGGAGAUCUCUACAAGCCACACUCGCCAGCCCUGCUCCAUGACCAGCUCAAGUGCUUUUGCCUAGCCAGAAUAUGUCCUUGAACUGUGGCAAAGCCUCUUGCUUCCUGAGUAGAAGACAGAGAGAGACGUGUGUCAAAACUUCUGACUUUUGUAGAGCUGGAGUACAGCCUAUUGUACAAAAAUAAGGGCCAGAUCACCUGCUCCAUCCACUCUUUGCCUCUGGAUCCACCCACAACUGACAUGCCCCCCACCAAAGCUUAGUGUUGAGGGGUGAACUACAGCUCCCAGGAUUUUUUGGGGGGGGUAUGCUUUAAAUGUGCUUUAGAUGCAUGAUGUGUGCACAUGGAUGUAGCCAGGAUUUGGGGGAGGGGCAGAACCGAUGUAAUUAGUUAAUGAAGUAUUUCUAUUGUUUUACUUGAUUUGGGGGGCAGCUGCCUCCCUGCCCCCCCUUGACUACGCCCAUGUGUGUACACAUAUCCGUGGUUUGUAGGAUUUCAUACACACACACACACACACACACACACACAAACAGUUGGGUUUUAUCAGUGUGCCACUGCUCUGUAAGUUAUUGUUGACAUUGUAUUGAUAUAUCUCAUUGACUGUGCUAUUUUUAGUUUUUAAACUGCCGUACAUUUGGAUUUAAUCUGCUGUUUGUUCUCUCUGUGUGUUUUGUAAAACUGCUGUUGGCCAGUAUAUAUAUAUUUCAAACAAACAAACAUUUCUGUUUUCUCCACUCCUUCCAUCCCUGCAGUCAUCCGUGGCAAUAUACGGACAGUCUCCAAUGAGAUGGAGUCGCAAGAAUCCAUCAUCAGUGUCAGUGCCACCCGGAUCCACCGCCAAAAGUUUGCCUUGUUCCAACCGGUUGGCAAAUAUGGGAAAUCCACGGGCAGCAUCCGUACUCUGCUACGGUGUGGGGUGAAGCCGGGACCUGGCAGCUUCCUGUUCACCGGGUGGCUGCAUUUUGGGGAGGCUUGGCUCAGCUGCGCUCCUCGCUACAAAGACUUCCGCCACAUCUAUGAGGGUGCACGCCAAGCUCACGAAAACCCCUGCGAAGUCUCCUUGGACUGAUUUGUUGAUGGGAAGUGGGUGGCAGGAAUCGGUUUUGCCAAGAGGGCAGGAUCCACACACACAAACCACACCGUGCCCAUGCUGGAAAUGGCAUUUCCUGGCUUAACACAGGGAGACGAGACCUGUCUUUUGAACCCAGAAGGAACAAGCUCUUUUCUUUCCUGUAUGAGACUGAUGGCCCUACCCAUAACUUUCUCAUUGGGUCUUUCCAGCAAAGGGAGGAAUUGUAGGCCAAGCGAAAGGGCAACUGAGCUCCUCUCUGGUUAGGUUGGAACAUGCCACAAAUUGCAUAAAGGGAAUUGAAACUCUCCCAGUGUGUGGGAAAUGUUGUCUUGCUCAGGACUUCUUUAUCCUAUUAUUUACUGGAGCGCCAAAUCAAACCCACACCUAAAAAUAAGUGCAUGAUGCCCUUCCUGAGUUCCGCCCCACCCCCCAGCAAACCCCUAUUGCUAUUGCCUAUGGAUCGCAUAUGCAUUACCACCCCUCCCAACAGGAAAUAGCAUCACAGACAAGGAGACACUUCAUUCGCUGCUCCUGCCUCCUUCCCAGUUUCUGGAUGAGCUAAGGAAGCCUGCAAAGCGACCUCGUCUGUCUCUCCCUUCUGCGGCUUCCUUGGCAGGAGAACCACCAGGAUUACAUCUCGGUCAGUGGCCAAAAACAUAACAGGAAUGAGAUUCUCUUUUGAAAAAGUACAGUCUUGAUUUUCAUUGGAACACCUUCAUUCAAUCAAACGUGGCAGAAGACAUCAGGUAGGAAGACAAAGUGAGCAAGCAGUAGAAGUGAGAAGUCCGUUUACCCCUUCUUGGGCAGGUGAUUUUGCAGGCAGGCCUCAGACCUCCAUGUGAACUGGUGAAUGACAGGCCGGAUCAUUUCCUGCUGCCAAAUCAGCCAAUGGUGGCAGAAAUUUGGAGGGUGUUCCCCUGGGCAUAGGACCAACCACCCAGUGGCAGUGCUUAGCCCCACGCCCAGGGCCAGGAUAUAUUGCGGGCCUGCCUGUCCUCUCUCUUCCUGCGCCGGUUCUGGAGGGCCAGGCUCCAUUGGAUUGCAUCGUGGAAUUUUCCUACCUGAUUGAAUUGUGGAUCCUGGAUCGUUCAUUCCUGCUGGUGUGCUUUGCUCAGUGUACACCUUUAAAAGAAAAGAAAAGAAAAGCCUGCAUCAAUGUAACACUUGAGAUGCCACAGAUAUGGCUAUAGUUCAAAGGCGGGCAACCUGUGGGACCUGCAUAUGUUGCUAGACUCCCAUCAUUUGCAGCCAGCAUGGCCAGUGUUAAGGGACGAUGAACUUGUAGGUACACCAAAAUCCUGCAGGGCUACAGGUUCCCCAACCCUAUUACAAUCAACCUUUCAUGUUUCUCUGCCCCUAUGAAUUCCAAAUCUAGAUAAUCUAGUCCAUCGGAUAUGGAUUUCUAACCCAGCUUCAGUGAUGAGCUCAGGUGUUAAGGACCCAACCCCAGGUGUUGUUGCAGCUUUUCCUGGUAAAAUUUAAUACCCUGUCCCUAACCUAGGGGUGGACCCCCUGCCUCUCUCCAGAUGUUGUUGGACCCCCACCUUGUUGAGGUGUGGUUUUUUUGUAUGUGUCAUUUUUUUCUUUUGCUUGUUUGUUCUUACAUAUUUGAAAACCUAACAAAAACAAAUUUAAAAAUACAGUUUCAGAAAAUGCAAAAUAAACAAGCAAGCAAAAGAAUUUAAGCUUGAGAAGUUAGCCUGUCUACAAACCACCUUAAAUCAGUUUUAUUAAUCCAGUUUAAAUUAAACCACUGAAAAUCUCAAGUUUAGGUAAACCCUUAAAACUAGUUUUCAGUCCAGUAAUUAUUAUUAUUAUUUUUACAAGUGAGGAUUGAAGGAGUAUCAUGUGCACUAAAGUUAUAACGAUACCAAAUUUGAGAUUUUGUUUUUUAAAUCUAAAUUCUAUUGUAAGGUUUAUGUGUAUGUGUGGUUUCUUUCAUUUUCUUUUCUUUUAAAAAGUGAAAUGUUAAUAUAAAGUGAAUCACCACAGUCAGAGAGACACUGCCAGAUGCAUUUGGGCCGUCUGUAGUAAUUUUUAGACCAAAAGCAAAACAAAAUGCUGAGAAGAUCUGUAAUAUUUUAAAUAUAGUUUUUGUACAUAUUCAUGUCUGUGUACAGGUCAAGAGAGACAAAUCUGACUCUAUGUAGCUUGUAAUGGUGGGAUUUCUUUUCCAUUAUUUGUUCUUUUUUAAUCUUCCAUUUGUCUUGGGGCUGGGAGGGUACAUUAAAAAUGCUUCUUAGUAAUGCCUGAUCUAUGGUGAUUUCUCUCCCUGGCUGGGUUUAUUCUUUCGCCCCUUGGCAGUCUUCAAACAAAAUGAACGGAGCACUCGAAAGAGCUGGAGGAUGGUCAGCUAGAUAAUUAUUUGUCUAGGGAAGCAGCCGAAACAGCAGCGGUCAAACGAGCUCGAAUAAUUUAACAAGCUCUGGAAUGUGCAGUAGCGAAGGACAAGGCCGGAGCAUUGAUUUUGGCACCUGAGGCGGAAAAUCCCAAUGAGUUGCGCAUUGCACACAUAAGUACACACACGUAUAAUAACUGAC